CGUCACCAGCCAGCACAAUGUAAGUGAACUAACGCACAGCAGACUAGCUAUUCAAGCAACUGCUUCAUAAAAAGCACUGUCAACAUGCUCUUUUCAGCUAGAGACCAUCUGUUCCAUCGUGAAAAAUUCAUGUUUUCUAAGGUGAAAUGCUAAGCAUUCGGAUCCUGUAAAAAGUGAUCUCAACUGCUAUGACAAAAUGGCUUUGCACAAAAUUACUAAUCACAAGACUUGCUGUCAUUGCACAAUCCUCCAAAGCAAGGUGUUGGCCAAAAGCACUACUCCCUUCUCAGCAAACGUUUCUGACUUUAACUUUGGACUCAACAUAAAAUUUAACAGUUCACCAACCCAUGGUUUCUAUUUAUAUCAAAACUGCCAAGUUCAUCUGCAGGUCAUCCAUCUGUAACGCUAACUCACCAAUUGCACUUUCAACCAACAAUAAUUUACUGGGCAGCCAUUGUAGUUAAGAUUCCUUAAUUUUACUUCGGAGUCACGUGAAUGAUUCCGUGAAGAACCCAGCUCUACUGCGCAUGCGGCAUAAUCGCACAGCUGUGCAGAACGCGGCCAGCGGGAGUCGGGCGCUCCCGCAUCCAAGGACGAGAGGUAAAUGGACAGGAAAGCUAGAAAUUCUAGUGUUGCCUGGCUUGUGACACCGGGCUAAAAUUCUAACAUGACCAAAAUUAAAUGGAAGUAUUUUUUUACUACAUUUCUAGUUUUUAUAUUCGUUUCCAUACUUGCGUAUUUUGUCAUAAUUUCUUGCCUUGAACAUCCUUUUCCACAAUAUGAACAGUAUAAUUGCAGCAGAUAUUGUUCUGCAAUUUUAAAUGGCGAAGCAACAGCACUUCAGCUUGGAGAAGAUUGUGAAAAGGGGAAGACAAAAAUAUUCCAUAUUCAGAUUCCAAAUCCAAUUGACUGUUCCAGAAUUAAACAAGACCUUCACUUCAUAACAAGUUCGAUGUCACAAGAAGAAGAUAACUAUCCUCUCGCAUACAUUAUUACUAUCCACAAAGAAUUUGAUAUGUUUGUUAAACUAUUGCGAGCAAUUUAUAGACCACAGAAUUUGUACUGCAUCCAUGUUGAUAAAAGGUCACCAGAAGAUUACCAAAGAAAGGUGAAAAGUUUAUCGGAUUGCUUUGAUAACAUCUUUCUGGCUUCAAAAAUGGAACACGUUGUUUACGGUGGAUUCUCACGCCUACAGGCAGAUAUAAACUGCAUGAAAGAUCUUGUAAACUCAGCAGUUGCGUGGAAGGAAGUUAUCAAUCUCUGCGGACAAGACUUUCCAAUAAAAACUAAUCGGGAAAUUAUCUGGUACAUAAGGAACAAAUGGGGAGGCAGGAACAUCACACCGGGAACACAACAGCCAUUGCAUAUGAAAUAUAGGACAGAGUACAGUUACAAGGAAGAGAUUAAAAAUGGUGAAGCCCAAAUUUUUCGACUCAAUCAUAGAAAAACUGCACCACCAUUGGAGCUCACUAUUUAUUUUGGAACUGCAUACUAUGUACUUACAAGACAAUUUGUGCAAUUUGUUCUGGAAGAUGCACGUGCAAUUGCUCUUCUCGAGUGGUCUCGUGAUACAUACAGCCCUGAUGAACAUUACUGGGUGACACUGAACCGCUUAAAAGAUGCACCCGAUUCAACCCCAAAUGUUUCAUGGGACGGUGAUGUUCGUGCAGUUGUGUGGGCACCCCAUGCAGGACCAACAUCUGAUGGUUGUAAAGGAUAUUACAGAAAUAAUAUUUGUGUAUAUGGCCUAAGAGAUCUAAAGUGGGUCGUUCGACAACCAGCCAUGUUUGCCAAUAAGUUUGAACAGACGACAAAUCCUCUCACAGUGGCAUGUUUGGAGCAAUGGCACAGGGACCGUGUACUCAAUGAAACUUCAGAAACUAUACCGCUGCACUGGCACCUGGAUGAUUAAGAUACUUUAAGAUGGAAACAGAGUAAAAUCCACUAAUUGGGUAUGCAAUUGUUAAAAUAUACCAAUGGUUUGGCGGUUUAUCAGUCUGGAGUCCAAGUGGCAUAUGCAGCCCAAAGCACAGACUGGAGUUGGUCUCGUCAAAACUCACUGUACUCGUUUAUCACUUCCUAAAUCACCCCGUUCACUGAAAAAUUAUACUGCUGUGCAACAUGCAAGAAUAAAUAAAAUAAAAGUCUGCUUGUGUGUAAA
Leucoraja erinaceus (little skate) is the source of this 2161-nucleotide messenger RNA. It is a transcript of the gene gcnt7, whose product is annotated as glucosaminyl (N-acetyl) transferase family member 7. Gene Ontology annotation, molecular function: acetylglucosaminyltransferase activity. NCBI's taxonomy places the organism in Eukaryota, Metazoa, Chordata, Chondrichthyes, Rajiformes, Rajidae. Bases 668 to 1912 code for a protein of 414 amino acids. Gene Ontology annotation, cellular component: membrane. The transcript is spliced from 6 exons. The record is from RefSeq and is a predicted model, not a curated record.